CGGCACUGCAGAAACAGGCGAGUUAGCGAGCGUAUCGAUUUUACGAUCCGUGUCUGUCCGCGGUUAGUGUGUCCGUGUUCCUUUAGUUUUUUAGUGAACAGUGAGUUCGUUAUAUUACAUGGAUAAAACCGUGAAUGGGAUUACAAACUAGACGAUACAAACAGUGCGUCCGUUAACUCCAAUAAUCAUCGUUCAAUCAUGACCAAGGAUAGAUUAGCAGCCCUCGUCGCGGCCCAAUCGGACGACGAUGACGUCGCCGAUGAGGUGUCCGUCCCCGUGGGUGGGCAGGAGGAUUUCAUGACGGAAUUCUUCGCGGAUGUGGAGGAAAUCCGCGAGAUGAUUGACAAUAUCCAAACGAAUGUCGAGGAGGUGAAGAAGAAGCACAGUGCCAUCUUAUCAGCCCCACAGACCGACGAAAAAGUCAAAAUGGAACUUGAGGAUCUCAUGGCCGACAUCAAGAAAUCUGCUAACAAAGUUCGAGCCAAGUUAAAGGUUAUAGAACAAAAUAUUGAACAAGAGGAGCACACGAACAAAUCAUCCGCGGAUCUAAGGAUACGCAAAACUCAGCAUUCUACAUUAUCCAGGAAGUUUGUUGAAGUGAUGACGGAAUAUAAUCGAACGCAAACCGAUUAUAGGGAAAGGUGUAAGGGAAGGAUAAAACGACAGCUUGAAAUCACGGGGAGAACUACGACUAAUGAAGAGCUCGAGGAAAUGCUUGAGCAGGGGAAUCCCGCAGUAUUCACGCAGGGGAUUAUUAUGGAAACGCAACAAGCCAAACAGACUCUUGCUGACAUCGAGGCGCGUCACGCAGAUAUCAUAAAAUUAGAGAACUCCAUCAGGGAACUGCACGACAUGUUCAUGGAUAUGGCUAUGCUGGUUGAAAGUCAGGGCGAGAUGAUUGAUCGCAUUGAAUACCACGUGGAGCACGCAGUCGAUUAUGUUCAGACAGCCACUCAGGACACCAAGAAAGCCCUCAAGUAUCAAAGCAAAGCCCGACGGAAGAAGAUUAUGAUCAUGAUCUGCCUCGCCAUUCUUGCGGUCAUUGUGGCCACCACCAUCGGCAGUUACUUUGGACUUUGAACAUCCAAUCCAGGCGACUCGAAGGGCAAUGGUUACCCACCGCUCGCCCAAAUCACCUGGUGGAUAAAACGCACUUGGUUCUCCAUAACUCAGCAUAAUUCACCUAAAAAAUCACCGACCACAAUCCACAACCCAUCAGCCCACGAGGUGAUCAUCGUCAUCCUCAAUUUGUCCCAAAAAACUCAAAUAAAUUAUGUCUCGGUGCCCCACCGGUCGCGUAUCCACCAAAUCUGUCUCUCCAUCCUCGCACUUCUCCCAAAAAUGUAAGAAAACCCGUAAAAAUUCCCAGUGAAUACCAAAGAAACGAAAAAAAAAUCAUUUACCAUCUUGAAUUUGUGAAAAUACACGGACAAAAGACGGGGAAAUAAAUAAUUCAUAACGCGCCGAGUAAUAAACAUAAUUAGUUAAUACUAUAUGAAAGUUUCAGUACUACGGGAAAUUGAAUCAUCAGUAGAGACAGGCGUAAGAUUGAGGGAAUAAAACGACAAGGAAAAUCGAGAUGACGAGAGAAUAAUGAAAAUAAUCAGAAAACAUUAGAAAUUUCAGCUGCAGCAAUUAAUAUUCUAACAUAGAUGUUACGUCAAGACCUAUAAGAGAUGAGAUAUAAAAAAAAACCUAAUAUGUCGAUUAUCUUUCCAUCGAUCUAAUGAAUCACAUAAACUCAUUUGGCCACAGUAUAUGUACGUAUAUGUAUGUAUAUAAAUGCUGGGAAGAUGAAUGGAAGUGAAGGUGCGCUGAAAAAAAAAAUGGAAAAGCGCUAAGGGAUAUCAAUAAUGAGAUAACGAUUGUGACACGAUUACGAGAAAAAUGAUGAAUUGGCAUUGCCUACUUAACUGGUAAACAAUAACCAAUUAAUGUUACAAUGUUCUGUUGAAUAUAUCAUACGAAAGUUGAGAGAAAUACCAUUCAGAUGAUAUUAUGCAUUAAACUGUUUUAUUGAGAGGGAAAAAGGUAAAAAAAUAAUAUAACAAUAAUUAUCAUUAUAAUGAGGAUGAAUAAAAGCAUUUGAGAUUGCAGCCAUCACCUCACACUGUACAGAAAUAUGUAAUUGUUAGAUUAGGUAGCUAUGUUAUUAUUAUCUAUUUAUCAUGUACUAUGAUUACGACUAAAAUGAAAAAUGAUGAAAAAAAAAAGAUAAAAAAAUAUGAUUAACGUGGAUAAUGUCGAUUUGGCAAGCAGUCACCAUUGCAAAUCAUGAGUUUUAAUCUGACGAAUAUGGCAGUGCGGGCGUGAUACAUAUAAAUGAACUUUGAAGUGAAUUAAAGUUGUGAGAAUUAUGAGGGGAAAUUAUUAAAACAUUCGCAGUGAUAUUCACUGCUGGGAAGCGAGCCAUUGCAUAAGCUUUCUCGGUGUUCAUUGAAUAAAGCGCUUUUUCCUCAAGAGUUAAUUAAGUAUGGGAAAAAGAAGUCUUAAAUAUUUAAAGCUGUAUAGGAGUUCCUCAUAAACAAAUAGAAUUUUAAUUAUCUGCGGGGAAUCCUGUUAGGAUAAGGCCGGGGAAAUGUCCACCGUACGUUUUUAUUUAUUUCUACUCUCGGGUAGCUGAGGAGAUAAUUUUUUAUCGUUUUUAGUUGUAGUUUCUUUAAUUGUCGAGGGAAUUGUCACGAAAUUUUUCCACAAUUCUCUUGAUAUUAUUAUUCAGACAUUUCUUGACUGAAUUCAAGUUCAAAGUAAAAUUUUUUAUUGAAAAUUCGUAUGGUACUUUUUCUCUUUCUUGUUAUCCUGAAUUUAUUAUUUUUCGUCCUAGUCAUACCAUCCUCUAUCGUCAUUGAAACUAAUGAUUUAUUUUUCAUUAGUUGAAAGUGCUUGAGGAAAUAAAGUACUUAUAGCUAAUUAAGUCGCGACGAGAUCUCUAACGAUUACUCAAUCAGUCUGUAAAUUUAUAAUAUAAUUAAAAUCGAAGAAAAUCAUUGAAUUAAACUCGUGGAAUUCUUGAGCUUACAUCGAGCGGGAAAAAGUACAUUGCUGGGCUUGAGAUAUAAUGAGAUACAAUUUCCCAGUGAAAUGCAACGAGUCAUAAUUUUAGAUAAGUACCGAUGUUGAUUGACAUUGAGAUUUUAAAAAAUACCAUAACUGCCGUGUUGAUCUUCUGAGUGAACACAAGUCCAGUGAUGAUACUGUUUUCAUGAAAAAUUCACGCUUCUAGUCAGAGCAACCACAAAAGCUCGGUGAAACAGAUUAAUAUUACGAAUUAAAGGGCCAAGUCAGUUGAUAUCAGAGUUUUCUUUAAAUUCUUCAUUCUCCAGUAAUUUUUCAUUAACCAUUAACAGUCGGUGAUUAUCCUAAACAUCUUUCAAAUGAAAUAGAAAUUAUGAAAAACUCCUCUGUCCAAAUCGAAUAAUUAAUUGUUCAAAAUCUCUUCCACCGACGAACCACUGGGGAAUGAAGAAUUUCGACGAACAAUUUUCUCUGAUAAUUUCUAACAUGACUCAACUAUAUAAAUAUUAUAAAUAUAUAGAUAGUUGGGCGUAGAAGUUUAGCUUGAAUCUCAAAAUUCUAGACUAGUAUAACGUCCUUCAUCCUAGGAAUUGAAAGAAUAAAUUAAUUUAAACUAAAAUAAUUAUGAAAAUAAAAAGUGUUAAUUUCUUAUCAAUUAGAUAAAAAAAGAUAAUAAUUACCAGAAAAAUGUGAGGGAGAGGGAGAGCAUGAAAAAGUUUAUUGAGUAAUGUUAUAUAAAUUUUAGUGCACAAUCGACUGUGUGUGUUAAACGAGUUUGGCCUAAACUUCGUUAAGUUGAGGUUGAUGCUCUAGGUGCCAUUCGCCUUUAUAAACCUUGAAGACAUUUUAUUGUAAUUUGAAAAUCAUAUUGAAUUAACAUGAGCGUCACAGACUACGGCAUAGCUAAUGGCACUUAAACUAAUGAAUCGUUGGAGUUGAAUGAAAAUUGAGAAAAAAAACGUGGGGAUACUAAUGAAAAACAAUUCUAUAUUUUUUUUAUUUCUUCUUCUAACUUCGCAUCUCAGGUAGAAUCCUUCGAGAAUUCAUCCUAGCCCCAGUAAUUAUUAUCCCAAUAUUUAAAUUCUCAAUUACAAGAAAAAAUAUAAUAAAAAUUGCGUUAAUGUGCGUGUGCCUCAUUUCUUGCCAUACGCUGCGUCUAGUCUUCUGUCACUCAUGAUUAAAAAGUAAUCGUAAUUACGCGAGCGAUUACAGUGUCGCAAUUAAACCACUGGCAAGUACUGAAAGAUAACGGAAAAUCCAAAAAAAAAAUUAACAACAAAUUGAAAGAGGAUAAACGACUUAAGAUUAUAAUGAAGCGUUUUAUUGUGAUUUAAUUCCUGGCACCAUUGAAACGAACAUGUCAUCUUUCUGAGGUGAAGAGAAUGAGAAUUGGCGAUGAUAAACUUCUAGUUUGUAAUCAAGAUUUAAAUUUUCUUGGUGUCAUUAUUAAUAAUAAAACAAACGCUAAUUAUCUAUCAUCAACAAUAUUCUGUCGGCUCUGAAUUAACUGGUGUCUUUGAUUAUACGUGGGAAGAUCAACUAUCGUCUUCCUCAAUAUGUGCGUUAUGUCCUGUGAGAGAGAGAAAAUAAAAAUGAAAUCAAUUUUACGAGUUUCUCACAAAUUUUACUCGUAGUAGUUUCGUAAUAAUAUAACGCGCACUUGGCUCACCAAAUUUAAAAAGUACAUAGUCUUUGAGUGUCGACCAUUAUAAUAUUCUCUAUUGCCAAAGAUAAAAUGAAAUUCAACAAAAAAAAAACAAAUAAAAAGGUAAAAAAAAAACAUCUGUGAAAAAAAAAUGGAAAAAAAAUAUUGCGGACUUAAGAGCGUAGCACUCAACCUCGACUUCUUGCAUAAUAUUUAAUUACAUUAUAUACUUUGCAUUCUCAUUAUUGCAUUUUUGCUGCGCGCGCACUAUUUCUGAGAGGGAAGUGCAAUUUUAUGAUCGUUAAUUGGCAUUGCUGAAACGCUAUCCAUCUGCAUUUUUGUAGAUGAAAAAUAUAAAUGAGAUUAAAUAAUGAAAAUUAAUGAUGUCGAUUCGUUUUGCAAUGGGGAGAGCGAAAAAUGGCCUCCGGAUAACUCAUUAAGAAAAAAAAAACUACUAUAAUAAUGUGACAAAAAAUUAUAAAAGAAAACUAAAAGAAAACGAAAGUGUGAUAAGAAUACAAUUAAUAUAAACAUCAAAAAUGUAUAUGGGUCGUGUCACAUCGGUGCAAUUAUUACUAUGAAAGGCUAUUCGAAUAACCUUUAUAAGUGUCAAUUCCACUUUUAACUUAAAGAACACGUAAAACAAGACAACUUAAAUGAUUAAUGGAAAAAAAAAAGUGAAAAAUGAUUUUGAGAUGCAAAAACCCCAACUGAAAUAAUGAGAUUAAUGAAAAAAUAAUAAUAAUAAAUCACUGAAAUGUUAACAGAAAGCAAUUGCAUGGCACUUCGGCAUUCAUACGACAAAGUGAGAUUAUUGAUAAUAUUUAAUUACAGAAAAAUGAAAAAAAAAAAAGAAUACUUCAAAUGAAAAUGUAGCGUGAGGAUGCAUUUAAAGAUAUGGCGAAUACUUUUUAUUGUAGGUAUUUCAUAGUAAACGAGAAGACAACAAAAAUCAUAAAUAAAGAUAAUGUAUUAAAGAAAUUACUUAUUAAAUAAAUCCAUGGUGUUUUCUGCCUAUUAUAUACAAUAACUAUAAUCUCGUGAUUACGGUUAGUUGAUUGACUAAAGAGUGACGUCUUGGAGAUCAUUUUGGUUGUGCACUGCGGAAAAAAAAAAUUAUUGAACACUGUACAAAGCUGGCAAUAAUAUUAAGAGCCUUCCAUAAUCAUUACUCGCUUUGAAGGAGAGGAGAAAUAAUGCAUAUCCAGUGUGGCUUUUCUCCUGAAAUCGGGAUGAUCACUAAAGAAGGAAAUCCAUCACGAAAACUGAUGUGCAGAUUAUUUCGUAGAUGCGUGUGAACUCGAGAUGUUUCGAGGAAUUAAUCAUUAAAAAUUUUAUGAAAUUUCUUCCAAUUAAUUUCCUCGACUCGUCCAUUUCAAAUGAACUUUCGAAAUAAUUUAGAAAUUCGAUUAGCACUUAUCACUCAACUCUACUACUGAUUAACCGUAGAAAAUGACUGUGAAAAUUGGCCAUCAUUGAAUUUUCAACGGGUAGGAGUAUUUAAUCAGUGAUUACAGUAGAUGAUAAAGAAAACAAUCAAUAAAAAGCGUGUAUGUGCCCUUUCACAUUCACCAGAGAGGCCCCACUGUGACCAGCACAAAAAUAAUUUAAACAAAAGCAUUGAUUAAUGAGAAAUAAAUCAUUCACUCGUAGAUUAGGUCAUAGAAAUACUGAGAGACAUGAUUUCACGCGUAUCAAACUGGCAGGCCAUCUUUGGAGAUAUCUAUUGCUCAUAUUUAACAAUCAUAUCGAUUCCUCUAUUCAAUGACUAAUUAAAUGACUAAUGCCUCUCGUCAAUCACAUUGUCAUAAUUAAGAAAAGCUGAACCCCUGAAUGAAUUCGCAUAAAUUGGCAAGACUUGCUUGCUUGAUUUUUAUCAACGGAGUGGAGUAUUCGCUGUUUGCGAUAAUUAAAUAAAUACACAGCAUUAACUUUCUUGAAGAACCUCGUCAGUUUGAUCGUUAAUUACGGGGCACAACAAGAGAUCGACGCAAAUAUGCACCAAAAUCAUAGAAAACAGAUAAAAAAUUAUAAAUAAUUAUAUUCUUUUACGUUACGACUCACUCAACUAUAUUGGAGGUAGUUCAGUAUAUUUUACAUUACAGUAGUAACAUCGAUUAAUUAUUUUAUCUUGAUUUUAGAUAUAAUCGAAACGAUAAGAGAUAAUGCAUAUAUUUCCAAUGGUGUAGUAUAUCCAGCACUGAAUAAAUUUGUAAAGUUAUCGGCAUUAUAGAUGCAAUUCACACCGAGUUACAUUUUCGAGAUGAGAUUUAAUAAUUAAAUAAUGAGAAAAUUAAUGCGAAAUGGUGUUCAGUGUGUUUAAGAGGAAGAAAAAUGUUAUUUGAGGGGAAUAAAACUUCAAUCUACGAAUUAUAGUUAGUUUUUUUUUUGGCUUUUAUCCUGUUUGAAUUAUUCACAUUUUCCUUCACGGAAUGCUUCUUCAUUCGUUCACAGGUUGUACAUAUUUAUUUAUCAUUGGUUAUAUACAUAUGUACGAACGCAAAGUAUUAUACAGAUAAUUACAGGUCACUAGGUCAAUAGAGAUGAAUUAUUACGUUCAAGACAUGAUCAAUUAUCGAGAUCUGAGGAGAAUUAAAAUACUAUAGAAUCAUUCUUUCAGUU
Messenger RNA from Fopius arisanus, 7282 nucleotides. RefSeq names its product Syntaxin 1A (gene Syx1A). The transcript is spliced from 10 exons. Gene Ontology annotation, cellular component: endomembrane system; plasma membrane; presynaptic active zone membrane. Gene Ontology annotation, molecular function: SNARE binding; SNAP receptor activity. NCBI's taxonomy places the organism in Eukaryota, Metazoa, Arthropoda, Insecta, Hymenoptera, Braconidae. The coding region runs from base 199 to 1080 and encodes 293 amino acids. Gene Ontology annotation, biological process: exocytosis; synaptic vesicle fusion to presynaptic active zone membrane; intracellular protein transport. The record is from RefSeq and is a predicted model, not a curated record.